Nasonia vitripennis (jewel wasp) is the source of this 1415-nucleotide messenger RNA. RefSeq lists its product as uncharacterized. NCBI's taxonomy places the organism in Eukaryota, Metazoa, Arthropoda, Insecta, Hymenoptera, Pteromalidae. The record is from RefSeq and is a predicted model, not a curated record. The transcript has 5 exons. The coding region runs from base 22 to 939 and encodes 305 amino acids.
CGUAAAUUCCCCCUAACGCACAUGUCACGGCGGGAAAUACCCGACGAAAUUCGCCUAGGUUGGGAAGAAAAGAGGAGAAUCCUCCUCACCCCAUGCGAGACGUUUGUCUUGCAUUUCUGCGCAGUUCAGUCAGCGUUCCAACUUCAUCGAGGAAUGUCGCAGCCCGUACACGAGCCCGUUGCUGGAAUCAAUCGGGAAAGUUCAUUGCCGACGUACGAGGAAGUCUGCAGUACCUCGAGAGUUGAGAUAGGAUUCGAAGGAGACUUAACACGUGCCACGGCGCCUGUUAGAACUUCUUGUAGCAAUGCGGAUAAUAGCCGUCGGUUGCCCUCGACGAAUCAAGGCAGAGUCGGGGAAUCGAGAGCGGAUGAACCGCAAACGAAGCAGAGUAAAAAGUGUUUAAUAUUCUCGAUUACUGCAGUAGUGGUUUUCUGUUAUCUAUUUACUGUUGUGGGGCUUUUAAGAAGUAAGAAUUGUAGCCUAUUGUCCGCUGGUCAGCCGAAUUCGGUCGAAGUUGAAAAUAAAAUUCUAACUAUACACAGAUCUUAUGAUAAGAAGAUCAAUUAUUUGAAUGUCCAACUAAAAGAUGCAAAUCGUAUGUACGAAAAGGAAAUUAAUUCUCUUCUUCGCGCCCGGGACGUCACGGAUAUUGAGAAGCAGAAACUAAACAGCAAAAUUGAAGAAUUGCGCAGUGGAAUAGACACAGUUAUUGAUGACAGGGAACAACUGCGUAAAAAGUUAUACGAAGUUAUAGGCCAAAGGGAACAACUAUAUUGGCAGGUCGUAAAAGCCGGUCUUAGACCGGUGUAUGAUAUAAUGGCCUCUACUACUGAUCGGAGUAGUCAAGAAUCGAAGAAGGUAACGACAUCAUUAUAUGACACACUUUUUCAGGGCAGCGAUAUUUUUCAACGAUAUUAUAAUGGAUUAUUGAAAAACUAAAAUUGUUUUACUUUACACAUAUUUUUAUAACUAUAUAUAUACACUCACAGUGUAUAUAAUUUUAAGAAUAGAGAAAAUAUUUUUAGGUCAUAUAAAUGUAACUAUUAGUGCCAAAAACUGUGUGCAAGUGGACUAGAACGAGUCCCUAAAUAAUAAGAGCAUACAUUUUAAGAACUUUCCGCACAACUAAAUACGCGGUAAUAAAUAACCAGUUGUCCGUGAUACUUACAGAUAUAUAAAACAAAUCGAGAUGCUUAAUUCGUUCUUGUCAGAAAUAUGGCUGUACGAAGCAUGUUUUGUUUAGAAUUCAAAUGUUAUUUCGACAAACGCUAUUUGCGACUAAUAUUUUAUACUAAAAUGCGUACAACAUUGUAAAUGCAACAGAUACAGCUGUACAUAAACGAUAUAAUAAAUGCAGAAAACCUAAAUUUCUCUGUCAGAAGAGUAUUCGAGAAAAAUUUUAUUUUCAUCAAAAG